AUGUUGCCUCAAAACAAGGAGCAGGUGUUGCUACAGAACGCAGCACCCCCUGGACACACCCUGCAGAGCCCCUCACAGCGCUCAGACUCUCUUCCCACUAACCUAGGGCCUCCUCAGUCUCCCCAGCAAGCACACCCCCCUCCCCCACAAACGUGCUCCCCUCCCCCAAGGACUCACUCACCUGGCUCCCACUUCUACUCUUCUGACUCAAAUUCGGAGUUUGUCCUACAUCCCUACUCUUCCUCUCUCCCGAGUUCCCCCACUUUCUUUCAUCAGAAUUUCCCUUUUAUCCCCUUUUCACAUUCCCCGUCUCCCUCCCACCUGUUUUACUCCUCUCCUACUCACUCCUUCUCUCCCUGUCAGCCAGAGAAAUCCCUCCCAAACUCAUGCUGCCAGUCUCCCUCCCACCUGGAAGACCCACCUAGGCCCACUCCCAUGUCUCCGAGCCCCAGCCCACUUUCUUGUGGGAGUCAGCCCAACACCCAGUCAUGGCACUGGCAUCAGUACGGGGACACCAGGUCCCCUGGUGCGGUGGGGGAAUGCGUGGCAAGCGAGAGGGACCCUGCAGAGUUCAGGGACCCAGGAGCCCUCGCCCAGGCCCUGGUGGCCCACCUGGGGCACCGCCGCAUUGCUCAGGACCUGCGCCUACUGCUUUUGCAACGCCUGUGGCUAGGCGAAACCGGCGAGGUGCCGCCAGUUGUGGAGUACCCCGUGUGCUUGGUGUGCCUCCGCGCCCGCACUCCCUCUUGCCCUGCCCCCAAGUACAAAACUGGCCCCCGGCUGCUUGCCUUCCCCCAACUACUGCCCUAUACACAGGACCAGGAAUCCGGACCACUCCGAAUAGGCAUCGGCUUUGGCCUUCGCCUGCCUCAGGGCCAGGCCAGGGCCUUGCAUCUGUUGCCCGAAAGAAGGCGGAAGGAAGCAGAGCCCCAGGGAGAGGCCGCCCAGGCCAGUGGGUAUCACCCACCGGCAUCCCGGUCUCCUGCAGCUCCAACCCCUGUGGCUCAGGGCCUGGCAAAUUCAGCUUCAGGCGCACCCUCCCAGACAGGGAGCCUCAGACCUGCAAGCCUUCAAUCACCAAACUCCACCCAAUGUUCAGGGCUUCUGCCUCAGGCACCAAAACAGGCCACUACCUCCCUGGAGCCGGGGCCUUCCUCUGCCCCAAAGAGGCCUGCCUCUCUAGAACCCAUUCUCCUAAAGUCAUCACCCUAA
This is a messenger RNA of Condylura cristata (star-nosed mole), 1212 nucleotides long. It is a transcript of the gene PRR30, whose product is annotated as proline rich 30. Bases 1 to 1212 code for a protein of 403 amino acids. The transcript has a single exon. The record is from RefSeq and is a predicted model, not a curated record. NCBI's taxonomy places the organism in Eukaryota, Metazoa, Chordata, Mammalia, Eulipotyphla, Talpidae.